Messenger RNA from Tachyglossus aculeatus (Australian echidna), 594 nucleotides. RefSeq names its product microsomal glutathione S-transferase 3 (gene MGST3). NCBI's taxonomy places the organism in Eukaryota, Metazoa, Chordata, Mammalia, Monotremata, Tachyglossidae. The transcript has 6 exons. Gene Ontology annotation, molecular function: glutathione peroxidase activity; glutathione transferase activity. The record is from RefSeq and is a predicted model, not a curated record. The coding region runs from base 49 to 507 and encodes 152 amino acids. Gene Ontology annotation, cellular component: membrane; nuclear envelope; endoplasmic reticulum.
ACGCAGACAGACAGACAGACAGACCCAGACGUCGCGAGCCGGGCUGGGAUGGGGGUCCUCUCUAAGGAAUAUGGCCUCGUGGUCCUCACCGGGGCCGCCAGCUUCAUCAUGGUGGCUCACCUGGCCGUGAACGUGGCCAAGGCCCGCAAGAAGUACAAGGUGGAGUACCCCGUCAUGUACAGCACCGACCCUGAGAACGGGCACAUCUUCAACUGCAUACAGCGAGCGCACCAGAACACCCUGGAAUCCUAUCCCGCCUUCCUGUUCUUCCUCGCCGUCGGAGGCGUCUACUACCCGCGCGUCGUCUCCGGCCUGGGCCUGACGUGGAUCGUUGGACGGGAACUCUACGCCUACGGCUACUACACGGGAGAGCCGGACAAGCGGCGCAGAGGAGCUCUGGGGUCCAUAGCCCUCCUGGGCCUGGUGGGCACCAGCGUAUGCGCCGCCUUCCAGCACCUGGGCUGGGUUCGCUCCGGCCUGGGCCACGGGGUCAAGUGCUGCCACUGAAGGACCGCCCGGGCAGGGCCCCGGCCUGCUCCCCCGGCCCCCCACCCAGAGAACAAUAAACCCGUCUGGCUUCCGCCUCCUACCUUC